Messenger RNA from Ichthyophthirius multifiliis, 729 nucleotides. RefSeq names its product stromal cell-derived factor 2, putative. NCBI's taxonomy places the organism in Eukaryota, Ciliophora, Oligohymenophorea, Hymenostomatida. The transcript has 4 exons. The annotation marks the transcript as partial. The record is from RefSeq and is a predicted model, not a curated record.
UAAUGCUUAAUAGUAUUCAUUCUUAAGAUGUAUCUUAUGGAUCAGGUUCCAGAGGAUAAGUUAUCACAUGUAAAUAUAUUAAAUAAAAAAAUCAAAAUCAAAAUCAAAGGUAAUCUAAGUGAUAAUGAUAUGGAUAGCUUAUUUACUAUUAAAUUUGGAUAAGGAUAACCUGUUUAGACAUACAAUAGUCCUGUAAAAUGUGGAGAUAUAAUUAGAUUGGAACACAUAAACACUAAAAAAAAUCUUCAUUCACAUAAUUAUAAAUCCGCAAUUAGUAAUAAAUAAGAAGUUUCCGGUUUUGGUAAUAAUGGCUAAGGAGAUUUGAAUGAUAAUUUUAUUAUUGAAUGUAUCAAUGGUCAAAAAGGAAGUGACUUAUUGGCUAGCUUUGAAUUUUACCUACAACAUUAAUUAUCAAAAUUAUAUUUAAGUAGUAGCAAAAGGUUUAACUACAAUAGAUCAAAUUGUGGUUAUAAUUGUCCAAUUAUUGAUUAAUUAGAAGUAAAUUGCUAAUCUAAUAAGGAUGCUGAUAGUAAAUGGAAAGUUGUUGGGGGUCUAAUUUUAUAAAAAAGUUAAUGGUAAAAUAAUAAUGUAGAUGAUUCUUAUGAUGAUGAAGUUUAUGAAUAACCUUAAAAUAAAGAAUAGUUAGACGAUGAAGUAUAUGAAGAAGUAUAAUUUAAAAAAAUAACGGACUUAUGAUUAUGAAAAAUAAAAAUCUAUAUAUUAUAAAUU